UGCGCGCUCUGCCCAUCGCCUCCCGCACUGGGAAUUAUUAACCUGUUAUUAUUAGUAGUGUUAUUAUCGUCUGGCGCCAUGGAUGCGACUAUCUACCAGAUCAUAUUCGGAGAGCUCGGGGACCUGAACUGUAGUUUGAUGGACGCCUUCCAGGACACUUUUUUGGAAAACGCUUCAUUGUCAUUGCUGAGCACUGAUGGUUUUUAUUGCAAUGCCACCACCGAUGAGAUUGGAACGUGCUGGCCGCGGAGCAGCACCGGCAGGAUCGUGGAGAGACCCUGCCCGGAGUACAUCAACGGGGUGAAGUACAACACAACCAGGAGUGCUUACAGGGAGUGCAUGGAUAAUGGGACGUGGGCGUUGAAGAGCAAUUACUCCAAUUGUGAGCCCAUUUUGGAGGAGAAGAGGAAGUAUCCGAUGCAUUAUAAAGUGGCGCUGAUCAUCAACUACCUUGGCCACUGUAUCUCUGUGGGAGCUCUAGUCGUGGCCUUCAUUCUCUUCUUGUGCUUAAGGAGCAUUCGAUGUCUUCGAAACAUCAUCCACUGGAAUUUGAUCACCACCUUCAUCCUGAGGAAUGUUAUGUGGUUUUUGCUUCAGUUGAUAGAUCACAAUAUUCAUGAGAGCAACGAGCCUUGGUGUCGGUUUAUAACGACAAUAUACAACUACUUUGUGGUGACCAACUUUUUUUGGAUGUUUGUUGAAGGAUGUUACCUCCACACAGCCAUCGUAAUGACUUAUUCGACCGAUAAGCUCAGGAAGUGGGUCUUCCUCUUCAUCGGCUGGUGUAUUCCCUUUCCUAUAAUAGUAGCCUGGGCCAUAGGAAAGUUGUACUACGAAAACGAACAAUGUUGGUUUGGUAAAGAACCUGGAAAAUAUAUGGAUUAUAUUUAUCAGGGACCAGUUAUUCUUGUUCUUCUGAUAAAUUUUGUUUUCCUCUUCAACAUAGUGAGAAUUCUUAUGACCAAACUACGAGCUUCCACUACGUCUGAGACGAUACAAUACAGAAAAGCUGUGAAAGCAACACUGGUCCUGCUUCCUCUGCUGGGCAUCACCUACAUGCUCUUCUUCGUGAAUCCGGGGGAGGACGACAUCUCACAGAUCGUUUUCAUCUAUUUCAACUCCUUUCUACAGUCGUUUCAGGGGUUCUUCGUGUCUGUGUUCUACUGCUUUCUAAACGGAGAGGUGCGUUCAGCGGUAAGGAAGCGGUGGCACCGUUGGCAGGACAACCACGCUCUCCGAGUGCGAGUGGCACGAGCCAUGUCCAUCCCCACGUCUCCGACCAGGAUCAGCUUUCACAGCAUCAAACAGACCACAGCCGUGUGACCAGGGGUGACAAGCACAUCCUGUAAUCUCCUCUGCAGCCUCCGAGGGAACUUACUCACUCUUCAACACAAGGGAGUGAUUUACAGAACAGGCUGAUUCCUCUGAUGUGAGCCUGAGUGUGUCCAAUGUCGCUGGAGCUCCAGGAUAUUUCAUUUUUUUGGUCACACUUAAACUGCACAUAAAACAAAGUGGACAUGUACAUUUCCCCGUUACUCACUAGAUUUAAGUGUCAUCUGUCCCUUAUUAUCAUCUUUCUGCCUGGUGGUCAUUAGAGGAGCAGGAUAAUCCUGCAGGAUUUGCAGCAGGAUACUUCCCACACUUGCAGGCAUGUGGGUCCAUUGUUACGUUGAGGGACUGAGUUUGACUCAUAUGCAUUCACAGUGUUGCCAGAACAUCCAUUUGUAUUUAGUGCGACGAACAUCAAAAUGCAAACUUGCUCUUUGAAUGAACUGCUCCUCGGCACCAACAGCUGCUUCUGACAGCCGGAGAAGAAGCUUUGGGGAAGGAGGCGAAUCACCUGAAUUAAAUAUAAUAAUGAAAAACUAAAGGGAAUAAAAGGCGAAAGGGUUUGAAAGAGCCACUGCUCUCUGCAGCGUAAUAAAGUGUGAAGUGAAUAACUGGUGUUCACCUUAACACAAUCUGAACAAGUGUACACUUUGGUCAAUGUGACUAUUUUAUACAAAGAAGCCAUUUUAAUGGAGCCUCUAUAAUGUUUCCUCAGAGGACGCUUCUCCUUCAACUCUGUUCUUUCAUACAAUGUUGAAUUUGAAAUCUCAUAUCAUGUUGUUUUAAACAUUUUUUAAAUGGAUAUUCACAAGGUAAACUCUUGUUUCAGAUAUUUGAUUCUGCCUUUAUUUUCCCCCUUUGUUGCAUCUUGCCCAUUUCCCCUCAGAGAAGGAGGGAAUCAACAUAAAGAGCGUUUAAAACGUUGUGUGUUGGAAUUCCCUCCAGGAUGAUGGUUGGUGGACAGCCCCAAAUUAAAGCUCUCCUCCGGACGAGUAAAGAAGAGAUUUAUUUUAAAGCAAUUUACGUAAUGUAUACUGUGUGUGUUAUGUGCCAUGCAUGGAUUUAUCGCGCAGGCACGGUGGAAGCAGAUUAAAAAAUCCUUUAGCCCUAUGAGAUCCUUGCAGCUUUCUCGUAAUCAGCGUCGCAGCUGUAAGCCGCUGGCUGCCGCAGAGAGGAGCCUGAUAAAGUGAGCACCGAUUGCUUCCCCUAAACAUUUGCCCCGGUCAGAUCAACAUUUCAACUCUCACAUCUGCUGCAGGCUGCUCAAACAGACUGUGAACGACCAUGUGUGCAGUGACACACAGAAAAAACCAGCAAGAAGAUGGAGGGAAUAUUCUAUCAGUGAUCCAAAACACCUGAUGAAUGAGCAUAAAUGCUGAUGUUUCUGUGUUUGACUGUUUUCCGCUGCUGAAACUGAAACUGGUGCAGGUUCACGUAGACUUUCACCAAAUCGUGCAUCCAACUCAUGGCAAGAAUGUACAUAAGAAUAUUUCCCCUAAAAUACUGAACAUUUAAAAAAAAUUAACAUUCCUGUUUGUUUUGUAUUUGUUUACUUGUUUCUUAUUUAACUAUUUAUAUUUUUUUAAGUGAAACGGUAUUAAUAUCAACUGGAUCUACAGUUCUGCAGAGUUUAGAUAAAAGAAAAAAGUGAAAUAAAGCACACAGAGUUUCUGUGAGAUCUGUGGAAAUGUAUUUUAAAGUGUUGUACAGGACAUUCAGAUUUUGUCAGGUUUCGUUUUACAACGUACUCGUCAAAUUUGUAUUUUGUACAUUUUAUUUACCAUACCGUGCUGCUCAAUACUGAUGGUAUAUGUUGAUCGCGUGAUUUUAAUGUGAAUAUUUGAUUUGAUUUCAUGUAGCUAUAACCCUGCAAACCCCCCAUGGCCAUCAUAAACACACACAAAAAAACAAUACAAUAUAGUUGUGAAAGAUUUUAUACAUAAUCAAGUGAAUAAGAUAAUUUAUUUAAAACUCACCAAAGAGACGAAACUACGUUUACCAACAUCCAGAGUUUUUAUCGUCUGCAUAUUUAUAUUGUCGCCACUGCACUUUGUAAACCAAUUUCUUGUUAUUACAUGUUCUUUUCUACAUCAUUUAUUCUACAUGAUCAAAUGUAUUCGAUGCGGAGUGAUGUCAGAUUUGGUAACGUGGAACUGAACAGUUGACCUGCUGAUCUUAUCGAGAACUCUUAGUUGAACCACCCAUGUUGCCUUACAAAACGAAAAGGAAAUGCAUUUUUAAUUUGUGAAAAGGAAGUUAAUGUCUCUGUAAAUGAUGUAUCAUGGUGUUAUUGCUAUAUAUUUGUACAUACACACAUGAAAGGAAGAAAAAAAUACAUUAAUUUGAAUUAAAAUCAAACUCUCAUUGUU
Molecule: messenger RNA, 3698 nt
Organism: Hippoglossus stenolepis (Pacific halibut)
Lineage: Eukaryota; Metazoa; Chordata; Actinopteri; Pleuronectiformes; Pleuronectidae
Gene: crhr2
Product: corticotropin-releasing factor receptor 2
Exons: 12
Coding region: 79-1323 (414 amino acids)
Biological process (GO): adenylate cyclase-modulating G protein-coupled receptor signaling pathway; long-term synaptic potentiation; cell surface receptor signaling pathway
Cellular component (GO): plasma membrane; dendrite; axon terminus
Molecular function (GO): G protein-coupled peptide receptor activity; corticotropin-releasing hormone receptor activity; corticotrophin-releasing factor receptor activity
Source: RefSeq, a predicted model, not a curated record